Molecule: messenger RNA, 600 nt
Organism: Quercus lobata
Lineage: Eukaryota; Viridiplantae; Streptophyta; Magnoliopsida; Fagales; Fagaceae
Exons: 1
Coding region: 1-600 (199 amino acids)
Source: RefSeq, a predicted model, not a curated record
AUGAUAGAGCAGGGAGAGAACGAGAGCCUUCGGUCGUUUAUCACUCGUUUUAACAGAGAAGCUCUCAGUGUGGAUGAAGCAGAUGAUAAGCUUCUACUGGCAGCCUUCCACAACGGGGUGAAUUCGGAUCUGUUUAUACACAAGCUCUAUGAAAAAGAGCCCCAGUCCAUGGCCGAACUCGUCCAUUCGGCUCAGAAUUUUAUGAACGCAGAAGAUGCAAUCAUUGCUAAGAAGAGGAAGAGGUCCGAGAGAAUGGAUGCAAAUCCCAGUCGUCAUCACGAGCAAGGUACUCGUCCAAAGAAGGGACGGACGGAAAAAAGGAGAAACCGAGAAAGUAAGAAGCCAGGCCCUUCAGUACGGAACCAGCAGUAUACCCCUUUAAACGCCCCGCUUGAGCAAGUCCUUAUGCAAAUCAAGGAUGAUCCUUCCCUGAAAUGGCCGGAGAAAAUGAAGGGUGAUCCCAACAAGCGCAACAGGAACAAGUAUUGUCGCUUCCAUAGGGAUCAUGGUCAUGACACGGACGAGUGUUUUGACUUGAAGCAACAAAUUGAAAAUCUCAUAAGGCAAGGGAAGUUGAGGGGUUUCCUUGGACGAGACUAG